Messenger RNA from Phycomyces blakesleeanus NRRL 1555(-), 1371 nucleotides. RefSeq lists its product as hypothetical. NCBI's taxonomy places the organism in Eukaryota, Fungi, Mucoromycota, Mucoromycetes, Mucorales, Phycomycetaceae. Gene Ontology annotation, biological process: box C/D snoRNP assembly; chromatin remodeling; regulation of transcription by RNA polymerase II. The record is from RefSeq and is a predicted model, not a curated record. Gene Ontology annotation, molecular function: ATP binding; ATP hydrolysis activity; DNA helicase activity. The coding region runs from base 1 to 1371 and encodes 456 amino acids. Gene Ontology annotation, cellular component: NuA4 histone acetyltransferase complex; Swr1 complex; R2TP complex. The transcript is spliced from 7 exons.
AUGCGCAUCGAGCAGGUCAAUUCUACUCCUCGCGAGAAGCGUGUUGCUGCCCAUUCCCACAUUAAAGGCCUUGGUUUACGCGAUGACGGUUCUGCUGAACCGAUCAUGGCAGGUUUUGUUGGACAAGAAAAUGCCCGCGAGGCAAGUGGUGUUGUCGUCGAGUUGAUCAAAUCCAAAAAGAUGGCCGGUCGUGCUCUCUUGUUCACCGGAGCUCCCGGUACAGGAAAGACUGCCAUUGCACUUGCCAUCUCCCAGGAAUUGGGUCCCAAGGUUCCUUUUAGACCCAUCGUCGGUUCCGAAGUAUACUCUUCUGAGAUCAAGAAGACCGAAGUGCUGAUGGAGAACUUUAGACGUGCUAUUGGAUUGCGUAUCAAGGAAACAAAGGAGGUUUAUGAAGGUGAAGUCACCGAACUUACACCCGAAGAGACAGAAAACCCAUUGGGCGGUUACGGAAAGACCAUCUCGCAUGUUAUUAUCGGUCUUAAGACCGUCAAGGGAACAAAGCAGCUCAAGUUGGAUCCCAGCAUCUACGAGUCGAUUCAAAAAGAAAAGGUUACCGUUGGUGAUGUUAUAUAUGUAGAGGCAAACACUGGUGCAGUAAAGCGUGUUGGUCGUUCAGAUGCUUAUGCUACAGAAUUCGAUCUUGAGGCUGAAGAGUAUGUUCCUUUGCCCAAAGGUGAUGUUCACAAAAAGAAGGAAGUUAUUCAGGAUGUAACACUACAUGAUUUGGAUACUGCAAAUGCAAAGCCUCAGGGAGGUCAAGAUAUUAUGUCUAUGAUGGGUCAAUUGUUGAAGCCCAAGAAGACCGAAAUCACAGACAAACUGAGACAGGAAAUCAACAAGGUCGUGAACAAGUACAUUGAUCAGGGUAUUGCUGAACUGGUACCCGGUGUGCUGUUCAUUGAUGAGGUACACAUGCUGGAUAUCGAGUGCUUCACUUACCUCAACCGUGCUUUGGAAUCACCACUUGCCCCUGUUGUCAUUUUUGCCACCAACCGAGGAAUGUGCACAAUUCGUGGUACAGAAGAUGUUCUCUCUCCUCACGGUAUUCCCGUAGAUCUUUUGGAUCGUCUUCUUAUUAUCCGCACACUGCCUUACACUAUUGACGAAAUCAAGGUUAUUGUUAAAAUCAGAGCCAGAACCGAGAGCUUGGCUGUGGAUGAGGAUGCUAUUGAUGUUAUUGCUCAGAGUGGUGUUGAUUCUUCCGUGAGAUACGCUCUCCAACUCUUGACACCCGCCAGUAUCUUGGCAGGCAUAAAUGACCACACAAGCAUAACCAAGGAGGAUGUUAAUGAAGCCACAGAACUGUUCUUCGAUUCCAAGCGAUCUGCAAAAAUCAUUACCGAACAUGAAUCUCAGUUCAUUGUUUAA